Messenger RNA from Phaedon cochleariae (mustard beetle), 7481 nucleotides. Lineage: Eukaryota; Metazoa; Arthropoda; Insecta; Coleoptera; Chrysomelidae. The record is from the annotation of a GenBank genome assembly.
GCCACUGGCAGCGACACAGAAUACCACCAUCAAGUACCACCAUCAAGCACCACCAUCGAGUACCACCGACGCUGAAUUCACUUUCUCCGGCCAACGAUUGAUCUGUGCGCCCAGCGUCGGACAGUUGAGAAUCAGAAGGAUUCUGGGCUGAUAGGCCUACGCGAUCACGGCGGGUACUACAUCGCGAAGUAACUAAGUACUAACUUUUUUCCCAACGGUUUUUUUUCUGUGGUCGGUGUUAUGUGGUGAAGGUGUUGGGUAUACUACUGCAAUUUUUUCACGCACUCUAGUCAUUAUGGAGGUGAUUUUCGGGCUGCCCCUAUGCCUAUGCACUCUUCUCUCAGUCCUGCCCGCCCUGGCAUCGCAGCCGCCCGCGGCCGACCUCGCCGUCGCCCACUACACACGCACGCUGCCCGGCGACCUGCGGCCCAUCGUACAGCACGCGCUACUGGCCGAGACCCUGGUCGCGGGCGGGUCCGACUGCCGCGCGGAGGCCGCGGUCGACUGCCCGCCCAUGAAGUUCCGCCGGCCGUCGGGCGAGUGCAACAACGUGCGGCACCCGCGAUGGGGCACCAGGGGCGACCGGUUCUUGAGGCUGCUGCCGCCCAGUUACGCUGACGGCAAAUCGCAGCCGAGGCAGUCCGUCACUCCGCACCCCCUCCCCAACCCGCUUUCCGUGGCUGCCGCCCUGCAGGCCGCCCCCGCCCCCGCCCACGAGUCGGUGACCGCCCUGGCGGGCGCGUGGAGCGAGCUGCUGCUGCACGACCUCGCCGGCACAGGCAAUCUGCGCAGCCUCGACUGCUGCGGCGAGGGCGCCAAGAGGCACGCGGAGUGCAUGGGCAAGCUGGGCGGAGGGCAAUGCAAGGAGUACAUGAGGACGUUGCCUGCGCUGGACGAGGAGGACUGCAAGUUUGAAUACCGCAACCAGAUGAACCUGGCCAGCGCCUUCCUUGACGGCAGCGCCAUCUACGGCCAUACCGACAACCAAUUGGACAGCUUGCGCACCUACGACGCCGGCCUCGUCAACGUGUCAGCAUGCGCCGCCUGCCGCGCCAACGCCCUCUAUUCCGCCAUCUUGAAGGAGCACAACAGGGUGGCCGUGGACCUGGCUAAGUUGAACAGGCACUGGCCAGACGAGACCCUGUUCUUGGAGAGCAGACGGAUCGUCAUCGCGGAGAUACAGCACAUCACGUACAACGAGUACCUGCCGAUCAUUCUCGGGGAGGAAGCCAUUGUUCAUUCUGAGCUCGAACUGAAGACUCAUGGACGGUUUUCAAAAUACUCGAGCGCUGAACGAGCAGGUGUCUUCAACGAAGUGGCAAUGACAGCUUUACCAGCUCUCUUAUCCACACUGCCAAAUAGUUUGGUUAACCAAACUGCUGAAACGUUUGCCGAAAUGGUCGAUUUCCUUAUCAGCACUGCCUCUCAGAAUCCAAGUCUGCAUAUCAACGUCCCAGUGCGCAAAGAUUGGGACACAGCUAGUCUUUUCAUCCACAUGGGACGGGAUCACGGUAUUCCAUCGUACCCGAAAUUCCUACAAUACUGUACCAACUCGACCAGCAAGAAGCCGAUGACUUUCGACGAUCUCAAAAAUUUCGGAAUCAAAGCGGAGUUUAUAAAAGCCUUGAAAUAUUUGUACAGGAGCCCACAAGACAUAGAUCUAUUGGUUGGUGCGAUACUUGAGAAACCAAUCCCAGGAGCGAUGAUGGGCCCCACAUUCAACUGCCUCUUGAAAGAACAGUUCAAGCUAUUAAAGAAGUCAGACAGAUUCUGGUACGAAAACGAUCUCCCUCCAAGCUCUUUAUCUACUGGUCAGCUCAAAGAGAUCAAGAAGAUAACUAUCGCCGGACUAUUGUGCGCCAAUACUGAUGACUUGGAAAAGAUCCAACCAAAAGCUUUCGUCCAAGAAGAUACCUACUUGAAUGCCAGGAUUUCCUGUGAUCAGCAUCCCUUGCCGCAGAUCUCUGAAUGGGUGGUGAUGGACCAUAUGGCUGAUUUGUCAGAGGAUCUGUUGAUGGAUGCUUUAGAUAAGGCUGAGCGUGAUGUGUUAGAACGAAGGAAGAUGGAGUAUAGGGUUUGGAGUACGGUUGGAGGUGUCAACCCGAAAUCUGGCCAAGGAAGUGCAGCUUCUUUCAGCAAAGCCAACAAAGGUGCACUGCAGCUGGCCAAUACAUCAUUGCUCUUUGAAUUCGCUUCCAAUGAAAUCGUUAAUAGUAUACUACACCGCAGAAGGAAGCGACAGCUCUUCGAUGAAAAUAUCAUCCCAUCAAUAUUCAGGGAUGAACUAACUGAUACUCUGCAACAAGUCGAUCUGGGAUCCUUGCUUCCUUCUCAGUCCUUCGAUGUCGAUGUCCACUGUGAUGAUAAUGGACCAUGUGAUCCUAGUAGUCCAUUCAGAACUUAUACCGGCCAUUGUAAUAAUUUAAGGAAUCCAACUUAUGGAAAAAGUCUGACUAUUUUCAACAGGUUGUUGCCAAGUGUUUACGACGAUGGUAUUUCUAAGCCACGUUCUAUUGGUGUUACUGGUACCCCACUGCCAAAUCCACGUGUAGUUUCUCGUGUGAUUCAUCCUGAUAUCAGUAAUCUACACAAUCGUUAUACCUUGAUGACAAUGCAGUUUGCUCAAUUCUUGGACCAUGAUCUCACUAUGACACCUAUUCAUAAAGGUUUCUUCGAGUCCAUCCCCAACUGUAGACCUUGCGACAGUGCCAGAACCGUCCACCCAGAGUGCAACCCCUUCCCAGUGCCCCCUGGUGACCACUUCUACCCAGAAAUCAACAUCACCUCGGGUGCCAGGAUGUGCUUCCCUUUCAUGAGGUCGCUGCCCGGCCAGCAGAGACUCGGUCCCAGGGAACAAGUGAACCAGAACACGGCCUUCCUGGAUGCCUCCCAGGUUUACGGCGAGAACCACUGCGUUCUCAGGGAUUUGAAGGGGCAGUUCGGUAAGAUGAAUGCGACCGUGCAUCCUGUGAGAGGAAAGGAUCUCCUGCCGCAGAGCGACAAGCAUCCUGAGUGCAAGUCGGCUUCUGGACAGUGUUUCAUCGCAGGGGACGGAAGAGCCUCCGAGCAACCAGCCCUCACCGCCAUCCACACCAUCUUCAUGCGCGAACAUAACCUCAUUUCGGACGGCCUGCGCCGCACCAACCCGCACUGGGACGAGGACAAGGUGUUCGAGCAUGCGCGGCGCAUCCUCAUCGCCGAGACGCAGCACGUGACCUACAACGAGUUUCUUCCGCGCGUGCUCGGUUGGAACGCGAUGAACCUGUACGGGCUGAAGCUGCUGCCGCAAGGAUAUUAUGACGGUUACAAUCCCGGUUGUAACCCGUCUGUAGUGACGGAGUUCGCAGCUGCGGCGUUCCGAAUUGGACAUUCGCUGCUGAGGCCACAUAUACCCAGAUUGAGUCCCACCUAUCAAGUCAUCGAUCCUCCACUCCUCCUUCGUGACGGUUUCUUCAAAACCGAUCUGAUGAUGAGAGAGAACAUGGUCGACGAGAUCUCCAGAGGCCUGGUCUCGACUCCCAUGGAAACCCUGGACCAAUUCAUUACCGGAGAAGUCACUAAUCACCUGUUCGAAGAUCGCAGAAUUCCGUUCUCCGGUAUCGAUUUGAUCGCCUUGAACGUCCAGAGAGCUAGAGACCACGGCAUACCGUCCUACAACAACUACAGAGCUCUGUGCAAUCUUAAGAGGGCUACCAGUUUCGAGGACUUGGCAAGGGAAAUUCCUCCUGAGGUGAUAUCCAGGUUGAAGAGAAUCUAUGCAUCGGUAGACGACAUCGAUCUGUUUCCUGGAGGAAUGAGUGAGAGGCCACUGCAAGGAGGACUCGUUGGGCCUACUUUCGGUUGCAUCAUUGCCAUUCAGUUUAGACAGUUGAGGAAAUGUGACAGAUUCUGGUACGAGAACGAGGACCCAGCCGUCCGCUUCACCGAAGCCCAACUAGCCGAACUACGGAAAUCCACCCUAGCCAAGAUCUUCUGCGAGAACAUGGACGUGGAGGGCGAGAUGCAGCGGGCGGCCUUCGACCUGCCCUCUAACUUCCUCAACCCGCGGGUGCCCUGCCACUCGCUGCCCUCCAUCAACCUGAACGCCUGGCAAGAAUCGGCGCACGGCCGGGGGUGUAUUAUCGGGGAUAAGCAGGUGGGGGUGGGGGAGUCGGCGUUCCCGAGUCCUUGUACCAGCUGCGUCUGCACUGCGGAAGGGGGUAACUGCGCCUCCCUGAGGAUAACCGACUGCAGACAGCUGAUGAGAGAGUGGUCUCGUGAGGCCAUCUUGCGCGACGAGGUCUGCACGGCCCAGUGCGGCUUCCUGCUCAGAGGGCGGUCUUCCGUCCCGCGUGGCCUGAGCCCGCCCCCGCCCAGGAACGGCAGGGCGGGCCGACCGCCCCGCUUCCAGGACUCCGGCUUCGACGGCUUCGGGGGGUUCAAGUUUCCUGAUCUCUCGCCCUUCAUUGCCAAGUGAAUGAAUGGACCGUGACGUGUAUUUAUGACUGUUGAUUGUUAUAUUGAGAGUGUUUUGUUGUCUCUCUGAAGUGAAGUGUUGUAUGUGCAUAUCAAAGGUUAUCGAGUAGAUUGAGCUUCAAGGUUCUUGCUUUUACAAUAAUGGUUACCGUGAAUUUCCCAGAAAGCACAUAGGGACUAUAUGACUUCUAGAAGACGAUAUUACUUUCGACUGAAAGACGUCUUAUGCCAUCCAAAAUGAAGUCUAAAUGAGGUAGUGAAGUCACAGCUGAUUGAAGUCACUUUCAAGGUCUUUUAUUGGACGUCAAUGCGGUGUUCAAUUAUGAAUUGGACGUCGUAGCGACCACUAUUUCUCGAGAAAUAUGGCCAAACUUCUCGUUUUGAGGUUUGUUUUAAUCAUCACCUGAAUGAGGAACAAUUUAAUAAGAGGAAACCUUGUUUUCAUAUGAUAUAUUCAUUCAUUACAGAAAUUACAAUCACUCAGAGCUCAACUGAAAUUGAGCACAAUAUCGAAACAGAUCAAUUUUCUAUAUCCAUGAAUAUUUGGAAUCAACAGAACUCACUGUAUUCCAUAUUGAAAUUGACGGUCAUCUGGCAUCUGUCAUCUGCAUGAUAUAUGAUAAAUAUUGCUGUAUUCUGGGAAAUUGAAUUCAUUAUAUCCGCAAUCUUCUUUUUUGUGGCUGUCCAUCACAAAAUACAACAUUGAGGUGAUAAAAUAUCGUCACUAUAAGGUACCUAUAAAUAAUCAGAUAUUGACAGCUGACGUGAAUCGUAACCUCCGGCUCGAAUAUAUGCUACUGCCAUCUGAUGCUUCAUUCUGUCAGGAUCUAUUGUGCAAUUAUCAUUCUUGAAUCUCAAUAUUUAUUAUUCACCAGAAUAAUAUAACUGAGUAGGAAUUGUAAAGACGGCAACAUUGUAAAGAGGUACAAACUGCUCAGUUCGGGUUUGGUCACGUUUGAUUCAUGUUCGGCUACAUUCUUUCUGACGACUUUUGUGCCGCCUGAACAAGAAAAUGCUGUGAUUGGUGGGAUUUUGUGGGCUAGUUCGAAUUAUCAAAAGAAAACACUUUCUGAGAUUGACAACGGUGUGAAGACCAGAUAUUGACGUUCGCAAGGCGUCUAAAAGUUGCCGUCUAUGUGGCGUUGGGAAAACGACGCCAUUUUUACGUCAUGAUUUUGACAAGUGACAAAUGAGACCAUAAAUGACCAAAGUUAGCGAGCGGUCCUAUAGUCGUAAUUUUUGUCAGUGUGGCUACCUGGGUUACAUCCCCUUGAAGCUCGUACCACUGUAAAGUGGCUGAAGAACCAGUACUCUCAAUCAUUUUCGGCACCUUUGAUGUCCGUUUCACUGAUUUGUUAUGUGCGCAACCAUUAUUUCAUGCUACAAGGACCAGGUUGCUUAUUGCAUCGUGAUCACAAUAAUGGGACACAUAAUAUCCAACAAGGAGAGAUGAAACUCUAUACGUCGGAACCUUCAAUAUUAGAAUCCCUCUAUUGGGACUCUGGAACUCGUAAGUCUCCAACGAACAUCUAACGUAACAUCAAUUGCGCACUUCUUUUAGUCUUCUGGGCACGAGUCGGCUGUUGCCAAAUUUGAUUUGGGUACAAAAUUUUACUGGAAAGAAACACCUGAGAAUGGUUUUUCAAAAGGAUUGAACUGUGUUUAAACUGUUGAUAUAUUAGAGAUGAAUCAUUGAGUAACAUCAUCAAUUAUUCUCAUCGAGACUUGUUCAAGGGGAUGUUAGGAAACUAAAAAAAUUGAUUACACAGAAUCUAAUGUUUCAAGAUCAUUAUAUAAUUUUUCACUAUGUUGUACAAUAUUGAAGACGUGUUACAUAGGACAGUCUAAUAGUCUCGCUAACAAUCGGAGUGUGUACUUGAAACAUUACGAUGUAUGUCGUUAUAAAAUUAUGCACAUACCCGAUUCCACUUUCUGAUUUCAAUAACAAGUUUUCACAUGCAACGACUGCUUUCACUGAUAAACUAGCAAAACUCUGAUUGAAUUUUGAAGAAACUAAUAAAAUACAUACAACACUCUGCUUUUGAGAGAACGAUAUGUAGCUCGCGCAAUAUGUGUUCUUUAAUAACUGGAAGAAACCCAAAAAUACACAUAGGUAGUAUACCUAUGCCGCUCCAGGACCGAUCGUCCAUACUGAAUAGGUAUAUAAAUGGUGCCAAUUUGAAACUUUCUCACCCCUAAUAUCUCCCUUCCUGUUAAUAAUAUGGAAAAUUGCAAUGACAUGUCGUUUUCAUUUUCAAUGGGGACACUUCAAAUGGAUAUUUCUAGCUCCCAUGGUUCAACUCCCCAGGAGAGGUAGAUUUUACCCUCCAAAUUCUUGAAUGAGAAGGAGGGUCGAAUGGCAUAUGAUUUUAAAAGCCGUUCGAUUCCCAUUCCUUUUUGCUCCAUUAUUUUUUCAUGACUGGUUCUGAAAAAUACCGUUGAGUAAUUAGAACAUGGCUCUGGCUCAAAAGGCUGGCAGCUGUUGAACAAUUGUUUGCUAAAAAAAACGAAGCUCACCAAUGAACCAUCAAUGGAAUUCCAGCGAUGAUAUUCAUAAAUGCAAUAAAAACGCGAAUGAACUACCAUCAGAAUAUCACUAUUGGAAGUAGUAGUAGUAGUAUUGUGGGGAGGCUGUAGCCAGGCAAGUAGGCCCCCAUGGGCCCUUUCUGCCAACCCCUGCUCUCCACAUAUCUACACAUCCCUCUUUUAGUUGUCCUUUUCGAACCUUCCCGUCCUCCUGAUGAAGGUCAGGAUGUCCGUCCACUCUAAUUCGACCAAAUCUUCCUGUUGUAGUUUAUCUACUCCAAAGAUUUCGAAUCUCAUCCUUCCAUACGCCUCACACUCUCCGGGGAAGUGAAGUGAUGUCUCCUCAUCUUCUCCGCAUUCACUAUUUAUUUUGAAAACUCAUUAUUGUUUGUUUUUAACUGAUGGCUACUAUUGCCCCUGAUGGAGAAUAGGAAUCUAACCAUUUUCACUGGAAGGAAAGUCGAAACAAUUAUUUUUUUGAAUUCUAACUUGCGAAAACC